UGGACAUAGAGUAUAAGUGUCCCCUCGGUGUAAAUUGUGGCCCCUUUGGCCCCUGAUUUAAAGCCACAGUGAGUUUUACAGAUUGUUAAUCGUCUAAAAAAACGUGAGUGCUUGAAGAAGCAGCCACAAUAAGUGUUGGAUGAUUUCUUCAUUUAAAACCUGGGAGGUCCAGGAAUCCAGACUUUCAUGACAAACAUAGAGAAACAAUGAGAUGAAUGUUUGAUGCAUAGCUGGUGUGGAGAGUUUAGCCUCACACAGACGGUUUCAUCAGAGCUGAACUGAGCUGGAGACGGUGCCGUUACAGGAUUGCUCAAUGGUUGUGUCAGCAGGCAGGAGGCUGGACUGGUCGGGAGGAGUGUUUGAGCUCAGAGCUCAACAUCACCGGAGCUCACUCACUCACUCACUCUCUGCCUCUGAGUGUGAGGCGGUCUCCCCCUCUCCCUCCCUCUCUCUCUCUCUCUCAGUCUGGGCUCUGGGGGGAUCAGGAUUUUCUCACCUCAACUACACACACACCUCAGAGCCGCGGGCAGACACUCUCCUAGAGGACGCGGGUUUGGAUUAUUACGCAGAACUUUGAUUUGUGUUUCAACUCUCGCACGGAGAAGCAUGGAGCGCACAGUGUGCAGUUUGAUUUAACCAUCUGAGGACGCCUCCUGAACCUGCCUCUCUCUUUCCGAGCCACCAUGGUGAAUCGGUCCAUCCGGAUGAACUUGCAGUGGGGCAGCCCGGCACCUUGCAUCCGCGCCGUGCGGGUCGCUCACAAGCGGCUGGACUCAGACGACCAGCCACCGGCGAAAUGCGCCAGGCUGAGCGCCGAGGCGGGGGACAGCAACACGCAGGGGCUCCUCGGCACCUCGCCCGGAUCCCCGGUCAGCCCCGUCUCCCACACUCCCUCGGCCACCCACCAGGGACCCUCCAGGAUAGGACCGUUUCUGCUUCUACCUCUGGCGGACCGGGAGAGCAUGCACAGCGCCAUGAACACCGACACUGGCGACGAGCUGCUGUGCAAGGUCUUUGAUAUGUGGGUGUACCAGGAAAAGAUCAGAGCCUACGGGAUACUACCCGCCCACAAGAAUGUGGCCGGCAUCAGGGACAUCAUCCUUGGCGAAUGCAAGGCCUACGUGUUCCUCGACAAAGACUUUGGGGACAUGCACACAUUGGUGAAGAGCUGUCGCAGGCUGGACGAGGAGCACACCUGCAGGCUCUUUCGGCAGGUGGCUCUGGCGGUGGCGCACUGUCACCAGGCUGGGAUCGUGCUGGGGGACCUCAAGCUCCGCAAGUUUGUCUUCACCGACGAGAAAAGGUGAGACGUGGGGGACGCUCAAUGUCAGAUGUCACCCAGGAACCGGAAAAGUUUUACACCACUUGCCUUCCACGUCACAUUUCUCGAGACCAAUUUUCAUCCAACCUUAAUAUCAUCACUUAACUUUAUUUGGAUGCUCUCAGGCUUAAAUAUAUGCAGAGUAGUGGGACAUGCACAGAGCAAACAUGGCAGCUGAUACACACAGGCCAUGUGUGCAGAUAUCAACGUGGGUGCAGAUAGAGUAGGAGGUUCUGUACUUGUGGAGGCAGACUGCAUAGCUUCCCAGAUUUUCGCCCUCUCUGUCUGUCUCCCUUUCUCACUCUGGAUGUGUCUCUUUGUAUGUGUGUUGUGCGUUUGUUUUGCGUGUGUGCAUGUGUGAAUGUCGUGGGUGGUAGUUUGGCAGAGCUGCUAGACGAGCUGGUGAGACAAUCAUCCCCCUUCUGUGGUCAUGUAUCUUGGAAUAUAUGUAUUGCUCAUAAUUUAUUAAUAAAUAACGUAAUCACUGUGCUGCAGAAUAAGUGACGCUUCCACCAAGGAUUCAUUCACAUACAAUUUCAUCCAGGAAGGCGUGGAUCAAAGAAAUAUGCUUUGAAUUCAAACACGCACGCCUUGUCUGCAUCUCUGAGCACUACAUUCUGCUCAGGAAGACACACCAAACCCCUGCUUACAAAACUAUUUGUCGCCUCUUUGCCCUUGCGUCACUCUUUUUCCUGUAAGCAACCCCCCCCCCUUCUCCGGCUUUCCAAUGGCCCUUUUUCAUGGAGAUUGU
Messenger RNA from Paralichthys olivaceus (Japanese flounder), 2072 nucleotides. NCBI's taxonomy places the organism in Eukaryota, Metazoa, Chordata, Actinopteri, Pleuronectiformes, Paralichthyidae. The record is from RefSeq and is a predicted model, not a curated record.